Messenger RNA from Platichthys flesus (European flounder), 3142 nucleotides. RefSeq names its product ataxin 7-like 2a (gene atxn7l2a). The record is from RefSeq and is a predicted model, not a curated record. NCBI's taxonomy places the organism in Eukaryota, Metazoa, Chordata, Actinopteri, Pleuronectiformes, Pleuronectidae. Bases 408 to 2810 code for a protein of 800 amino acids. The transcript is spliced from 10 exons.
AUGUGCACAUUACUUUAUCUUUCUUUUAACAUGUUACUGAGUUUAUCAAAUGGAUUUAUUUCCCCUAUGUAGAUGACUUUGCAUUGCAUUGACAGGUGCUAUACAAAUGAGCCUCCCGUGUCUCAUAGGCUAUGUGCUGAUAUGUGCUUUCUUUCUACAGAUAUCUGUAUCUUACUUUACCUAAAUGUUAUUGUUGCUAACGUCCUGUCAUGUCUUCUUCGUUUCUUUGCGCUUUGGCUCAGUCACAAAAUGUCGAUGUUUAAAGUCUCUUGAAGAAGAAAGGCAGCGACAUCACUCUGUGGUCGUGUCCCUUGUGUGUGUGUGUGGAUGUCCCAAGAACGCGCUCGCAGGAAGUUCCUAUCCUGUCGAGAGCGCGACAUAUGACGUAAGUUGCUUGCCGCGCAGUGAUGAUGGCGUCGCGUGAACGCGCAGCAAAAGUAAUGGCUGCUCUGGAUCGGCGGGUGCCUAGCCUCGAUGAUUUCGUAGGUCAAAGCUGGAGUACCUGGGCCGAUUGGGCCGUUGUGACAGCGGCGGAUGGGCCUGAUGUGGAAGACAGCUGCAAGAAUGGCAAAAAAGCUGCGGAGGCCAUGUCUCUCAGUAAGGAGGACAUGUCCAUCUUUGGUCUUUAUCCUGGGCAUGAUGACUUCUACCUGGUGGUGUGCAGCCAUUGUGGACAAGUAGUGAAGCCGCAGGCAUUUGAAAAGCACUGCGAGUGGAGACAUGGCCCUGUUGCCAAGCUGUACGCUAGACUACGCUCUCCCACCCCUGCACCCCAACCCCAGCAGAGGCCCCUACACGUCCACUCUCCUUCUUAUGGGACCAAUACUGCUUCUGCUUCUUCCUGGGAGGGUAGAGGUCAGGGUGUUGGCCAGCUAAGGGCAGCCCCACCAUCACCUUCUACCCCACCCCAGUACAGACACUCCAAGAACUCCAAAGAUGCAGUACGACAUUCCCCACUGGAGAAGUGGUCCUCCAACAGCAGUCACACAGAGUCAUCAGUAUUCAAGCAGCCGUCGCCUUUGGAGCCUCCGAUGAGCUCUCCGGCCCCGUCACUCAGAGAUCAGCCCUGGCCGCAUGGAAGCACUCCACCUGGUAGGCCUUCGCCUAGUGACAGGCCACCCGCCCAGAGCCAGGAUUCCCCUCUGGCUCCUGCAAUGCCACCCCACCGGAUCCCAAGACCCUACAACAAAGUGGCCUCCAAGAGGGAGUGUGAUUUGGACAGACACUGCGGCGUCCUUGAUCCUGAUAGGAAGAAAGUCUGCACCCGCCUCCUGACAUGCAACAUUCACUCCAUCCACCAGCGAAGGAAGGUGGUUGGCCGAAGCAAGAACUUUGACCAACUGGUGGCAGAACUAAAGACCAAGGUUCGGGACAAAGGAGGCCAUUUGUUGGAGGGAGGCUCCUCCAGUGGACGAUCCCCCAGCCCAGAGGCCCCCAGGGAGCAGCCUGGGGUACCGCACUGCAGGAGACCUCUGGCCAGCCUUCCUGCUUUCAGUCGAUCCACCGUUGAGUCAGAGUGCAGCCCAGAGGACGAGAAACAGUGGCAUGGUGAGGGAAGUCUCCGAACCCAAUCGCCUCUCGUCCAUGGACAAAUCUCCAGUGAUGAAAGUGAAGCAGAAGGACCUGAGGAGCCCUUAGAAUUCCCAUCUUCUUGUGCACAUCCGAGACCACUAGCGGUGUGUUCUUUUGGCAGCCAUGCGUUUGGUCACGGCAUCUACACGUUUGACAGGAGACUUCACCACCUAAGGUCGGCUCUCAGUAGUAUGCUGGAACAGCACAUCAGCGCCCACCUUUGGAAGAAAAUACCUCAAGCCACAGAACUUCAAUCUCCCUCUCCCUCAGCCAAGACCAUUACCUCCUUGUCCCCAUCCUCCAUAGCCACAGUUGCAUCACAUUCUAAAAUCCGAACAGCAAGUCAUAUAAACUCCUCUCUUAAAACUGCGUCCUCUUGCUCCUCUUCCUCAUGUCGAGGUCCAGGAAGACCCCAGACAGCCAUGGAGUUAGAGAACUCUGCGGGCAGUGGUGGCAGCAGCAGCAGCAGUAGUAGCUGCAGUAGCAGCUAUAGCGACGGCGGAGGAGGCAUCGGUGGUGGUCAUCUGGUGUCUCCAGGUAAACCUGGGGCAAUGUGUCAGAUAAGUCCCGGGCGACCCAAGAACCCUGUUGGACGUCCAAGCAAGCAGAUGCUGAAGCUGCGCGAGGAGGCUGCUGCUGCCCUUCGCAGACGCAAAGCCCCAUCGCAGGAAGGGGAGCACUCAGGCCCGGACAGGAACUGCAUUAUCCUCCAGGACCGGGGCCGCCCACCUUCUGCCACCUCUUCCUCCUCAUCUUCUAAAGUCACCAUUCCCUCACCUCUUCCACAUGGACGAACCAAUGGAAUGCUUUCUCCUGGAAGCAAACCCCGCCCACACCCCUCCCCGUCAGAGUCCCACUCACCAGCCGCCAAGGCAGUUUGGACGUACAAACGGACACACUCUUCUCUGGGCCAUUCAUCACCCUCAGACCUUUCCUCCACCACCAACAAUUCCCAUAACCGGGCAGGUAUGGGAGACUCAGGACUACAUGGGCAGGUCGUUGGGAGGGGCUUUGAGCAACAGGGGCUUGUCAAGAAACGCAAGGGGGGAAGCAUGGAAGAGCACUCUCCUUCCUCUAAACCCUCAGCACACCGCCUGCCCUCUUCCUCCUCUUCCAGCUCUGCCACCACCUCCUCUCCACGCUCUAAUUUCUACACCUGGAAGGACAGUAAAGGUGGGGGGCUGGCUGGGGGUGUGGAGAAGAAACUCGGCACACAGAAGCCAAAACUGCACCAUUAAGUGUGCCUGCCUUACAAGCCACUGUGAGGGAGCCAGCUCUGCGGCCUCUGAGGCAACAGGACUCAAAUAUGUGUGUGUAUGUCUGUUUGUUUGUUUAUGUGUGUGCGUGUCUCUAUUGAGCACAUGUUGAAGUAUGAAUGUGUCAGGCUGUUUGUAUGUGCAGAGUUAGUGAAGUAUGGAUUUGGUGUGUGUUUGCUGUUUGGAUGAAUGUCUGUGGGAGAACUCGGGGAGGGAGGGAGUAUGGAUUUAGAAAUACCUCAAGACCAUCCGGUUAUGCUGCUAAAUUAAAUAUGUUGGUUUAUAAAAAUGGAUUAAAAUGUCCUUUACACUUG